Molecule: messenger RNA, 2304 nt
Organism: Purpureocillium takamizusanense
Lineage: Eukaryota; Fungi; Ascomycota; Sordariomycetes; Hypocreales; Ophiocordycipitaceae
Exons: 7
Coding region: 1-2304 (767 amino acids)
Biological process (GO): regulation of transcription by RNA polymerase II; DNA-templated transcription
Cellular component (GO): chromatin
Molecular function (GO): DNA-binding transcription factor activity, RNA polymerase II-specific; zinc ion binding; RNA polymerase II cis-regulatory region sequence-specific DNA binding
Source: RefSeq, a predicted model, not a curated record
AUGCAGAGACGCCGCAAGACGACGCGGGACGAGCGCAUCUGCAAGAUCUGUUCCCGCGCCUUCAACAAGGCAGAGCAUCUCGCUCGACACAUCCGCUCGCAUACCAAGGAGAAGCCGUACCAAUGCAAAGUAUGCAAAAAGGUGUACACGAGACAGGACACGCUCCUGAGACACUCAAAAUCUCAUGACGCCUACGUGACUGGAGACGCAUGGCCUCCGUCAGGCGUCGUAGGGCAUGGCGCGGCAUCUUCAUCGAGCCAAAGCCCGCGCGGCGAUGUUGCCGCCGCAGAGGCAGCCUCCAUCAUGGCGGCCUUUGCCUCCCCCCAUCAGACAUCGUUCCCUCAGCAGCACAUGGAUGGAAUCGCCACGCCGAGCAACACGUGUCCGUUCACUGUGGACGGGCAACCCAGCACCAGCGCGGUGUCGGACGACCAAAUCUUCUCCGCGCAGGGGACUGCGACCACAGACAUGAGCCCACUGGAUGACGGCGCCGACCCCCGGUUCAGCGGGCUCACGCCGUUCACAGAAGACCUGACGGCGCAGUGGUCAAGCUAUUUUGCUGGGAACGAGUUUGACAUUGCCCUGCUUGACCCGUCCUUGUUUACCGCGCCGUCGUCUGAGCCGCAGCCCCUCGCUUUGCCUCAGGAGGCGAGCGUCCCGACGAUGAGCAACCCCAAGUCGCCGGCGCCGCCCACCUCGUACACGCCGCGCUUGGCGAGCCUGCCUAAGACUGUGAUCCAACGGAGGUGGCAUACAUUCUCAGGAGGACUGUCAUCGGGAUACAUUACGCCGGAUGCCACGGACGACAGACGCAGCGUCGAUGAGAUAUGCCACAGGGACUUGACGGAACGGCUCCAGCCGCGCUUGCAGUCAGGGUCGUUACCAUCCACAACGUUUCUAAACCUGUGCAUCCAGGCGUACUUUGCAAACUUCCACCCAGUCUUCCCCAUCGUGCACGCACCCACAUUUCGGCCGCAGAAGCACAAUGGGCUGCUCGUUCUCUCGAUUUGCUCCAUCGGAAGUCUCUUUCUCGGCUCUUCGCGUGCCAUGUCUCGCGGCAUCAGCAUGUUUGAGAGGCUACACAAAUCUAUUCUUACUUCGUGGGACACUUGUGUGGCGAGCUCGGCAUACUCGAACCUCCUGGCACUCCAGGCGUCAGCUAUCGGCCAGACAUUUGGGCUGCUUGUGGGCAGACCAAAGGACCUGACGCAGGUCGAAAUGUUUCACGGCUGUCUCGUUGCCUGGGCGCGAAAGCUCCGGCUCUUCGACCCCGAGGAAUGGAGUGUCGACGUUUCUCAACUGAAAGGGCGAGAGCUGGAGGCGGCGUGGAAGGAAUGGAUCCGAUGCGAGAUCAAGCGACGGAUUGUGCUCGCAAUCCUGCUUCACGAUGCUGAAAUCAGCGGGCUCUUCCAUCAUGACCGUCUGAUGCGGUACUCACUGGACAAGCUGGACCAUAUAUCGUCGGAGGAAGCCUUUGAUGCCAGAAGCGCCUCUGCUUGGCGGCUGGUCAUGAUGAGAGAGACGCUUCCGCAUGACCCCCCAGACCACGAACCGCAGGCUACCUUUUCUAAUUGCUGGUCGCCGGACGCAGGCACGCUCUUCACGUUCCCCGAUAGCAGUAGCGGGUUCGAGCUCAGUGUCAUGCUCGAAGUCAUCGGAUCGCUCGCGUGCGAGAGUCGAAGAACGGCCGCGUCCUGGGCCCGGACGUGCACCAAGUACGAAGACUUGCUGGUCGGAUGGUGCGACAAGUAUCGGCACACGGAUACGUUUGACCGCCGGGCCUCGAGCCUGAUGAUGCUGUGGCACUCCAUGUUCAUGCUCCUGCACAUGGACAUGGACGUGCUGGAGUGCGCCUGCGGACGGGAGGGAAGGCCGGCGGCCCAGCGACACGCGCAAGACGCCCGGGCAUGGGCGCGGUCUGCGUCCGCGAAACGAUGCAUCGCCCACGCCACGCUCGUGCGCAGGCACUUUGAGGAGCUGCCCAUCGGUACGGAAUCCCCGAUAUUCGCCCCCAUGUGCUUGUAUCGUUGUGGCAUGGCCUGGUUCUGCUACACGCACUUUGGCGAUCCGCCGCGGGAGGGGGCCGAGGCCGAGCUGGGCUUCGACAUGCCGGAGCUGCAGAGCCUCGGAGUCAGCGAAAAGACGGUUGCGCACGAGAUGGAGCCCAGGGACGGGAGGCCCGUCGCCAGCCCGCUGUUUAGGGUGAUUGACCUUCUUCAGCGUAUGAAUCACUGGAAGAUGGCGCAUAGCUUGGCCUCGACGCUGCUGUCGCUGUUUGAGGAGGCGGAGGACGCGCUGUUUUGA